Oncorhynchus nerka (sockeye salmon) is the source of this 3720-nucleotide messenger RNA. RefSeq names its product tripartite motif containing 23 (gene trim23). Gene Ontology annotation, molecular function: GTPase activity; GTP binding; zinc ion binding. The record is from RefSeq and is a predicted model, not a curated record. Lineage: Eukaryota; Metazoa; Chordata; Actinopteri; Salmoniformes; Salmonidae. The coding region runs from base 160 to 1923 and encodes 587 amino acids. The transcript has 11 exons. Gene Ontology annotation, biological process: intracellular protein transport; vesicle-mediated transport. Gene Ontology annotation, cellular component: lysosomal membrane; cytoplasm; plasma membrane.
AACGUAUUUUCUAAUUCUUAUCGAUCCAACACAAAAUAAGCACCAAAGUUACAUUUUGUAGUUCUAUUUUGUCAAAUUAAAUUUGUGGCCUACAGAUAUUCGGCAUAUGCAUUUUCGAAUCCACACUAACUGUGUAAAUGGUUUAGUCCUAGGUCUAGGAUGGCGGCUGCUGUGGGUGUAAACAAGCAGGGGACCGCAGCAACGAUGGAUGUCUGUGUUCGGCACGUCAGGGGGGCCACAAGCAGCACCGUGAAGGUGUUGGAGUGUGGGGUGUGUGAAGAUGUCUUCUCUCUCCAGGGGGACAAGGUCCCCCGGCUGCUGCUCUGUGGUCACACAGUCUGUCAUGACUGUCUGACCCGGCUGCCCCUGCAUGGUAGAGCCAUCCGCUGCCCCUUCGACAGACAGGUCACAGAGCUGGGGGACUCUGGUGUGUGGGGUCUGAAGAAGAACUUUGCCCUGCUGGAGCUUCUGGAGAGGCUGCAGAAUGGAGCGUCCAGCCAGUUGAGCAUGGCAGAGGAUGCCCUAACAGGCAUGGGAGAGUCAAUAAUCCGCUGUGACGAGGACGAGAGCCACACGGCGUCUAUGUACUGCACGGUGUGUGCCACCCACCUGUGUGCCGACUGCUCCCAGCUCACCCACUCCACCCGCACCCUGGCCAAGCACCGGCAGGUACCCCUGGCAGACAAGCCCCACGAGAAGACACUAUGCCCGCAGCACCAGGUCCACGCCAUCGAGUUCGUCUGUCAGGAGGAGCUCUGCCAGCCUGGGCCGCUCAUGUGCUGCGUGUGCAAAGAGUACGGCAAGCACCAGGGACACAAGCAUGCAGUUCUGGAGACAGAAGCCAAUCAGAUCCGUGCGUCUAUCCUGGACAUGGCCCACUGUAUCCGGACGUUCACAGAGGAGGUGUCGGAAUAUUCCAGGAAGCUGGUUGGGAUCGUACAGCAGAUUGAGGGAGGAGAACGGAUAGUGGAGGAUGGCAUCGGCAUGGCACACACCGAGCAUGUCCCAGGCACGGCAGAGAGCGCGCGGUCCUGCGUACGGGCCUACUUCGCCGACCUCCACGAGACGCUGUGCAGACAGGAGGAGAUGGCGCUCAGUGUAGUGGACGCACAUGUCAGGGAAAGGCUCAUUUGGCUCCGGCAACAGCAGGAAGACAUGACCAUCCUACUGUCCCAGGUCUCCACAGCCUGCCUGCACUGCGAGAAGACACUGCAGCAGGAUGACUGCAGAGUGGUCCUGGCCAAGCAGGAGAUCAACAGACUGUUGGAGACUCUGCAGAAACAGCAGCAGCAGUUCACUGAGCUGGCCGACCACAUCCAGCUUGACGCCGGUAUCCCCGUCACCUUCACCAAGACUACAUUGUUUUCUCUGUUCCAGGACAACCGGGUCCACAUCGGCCCUAAGAUGGAGAUCCGGGUGGUGACCCUGGGACUGGAUAGUGCAGGGAAAACCACCAUCCUCUUCAAGCUGAAACAGGACGAGUUUAUGCAGCCCAUCCCUACCAUAGGUUUUAAUGUGGAGACAGUGGAGUAUAAGAAUCUCAAGUUCACCAUCUGGGACGUUGGUGGGAAACAUAAGCUACGGCCUCUAUGGAAGCACUAUUACCUGAACACACAAGCGGUGGUGUUUGUGAUUGACAGCUGUCACAGGGAUAGGCUGAUGGAGGCCCACAGUGAACUGGCCAAACUUCUGACAGAGAAGGAGCUGAGAGAUGCCCUGCUGCUCAUCUUCGCCAACAAACAGGAUGUCCCUGGGGCUGUGUCGGUGGAGGAGAUGACGGAGCUGCUGAGUCUCCAUAAGCUGUGCUGUGGGAGGAGCUGGCACAUCCAGGGAUGUGACGCCCGCAGUGGCAUGGGGCUCCACGAGGGCCUGGACUGGCUGUCCCGACAGCUGGUGGCUGCAGGUGUACUGGACGUGGCCUAGACCUCCCCUUGCUGUAGGUGUACUGGACGUGGCCUAUACCUCCCCUUGCUGCAGGUGUACUGGACGUGGCCUAGACCUCCCCUGAUGACUGACUUCUGUUACCAAGUAAAACCCCUUACCAUAGAUCCCAGAACGAUCUUCUUAAACCAUCCACACCAUAAAGACAUGUCCACCAUAGACCUGCACCAGUCACAUCUACCUAAACCUUUUACCUGAUGAUUGGCUUAUGGUAGACCCAGUCCAACCCAUACCCUAAAGACCAGUCCUACCAAAGUCUCAUCCCAUACCUUUCAGUUCUACCCUACAUCCCAUACCUUUCACCCCAUACUAAGGCCCUAGCCCUACAUUUCACCCCAUACCAAGGCCCUAGCCCUAGAUUUCACCCCAUACCAAGGCCCUAGAUUUCACCCCAUACCAAGGCCCUAGUCUUUCACCCCAUACCAAGGCCCUAGCCCUACAUCCCAUACUAAGGCCCUAGCCCUACAUUUCACCCCAUACUAAGGCCCUAGCCCUACAUCCCAUACUAAGGCCCUAGCCCUACAUCCCAUACUAAGGCCCUAGCCCUACAUCCCAUACUAAGGCCCUAGCCCUACAUUUCACCCCAUACUAAGGCCCUAGCCCUACAUCCCAUACCUUUCACCCCAUACUAAGGCCCUAGCCCUACAUCCCAUACCUUUCACCCCAUACUAAGGCCCUAGCCCUACAUUUCACCCCAUACUAAGGCCCUAGUCUUUCACCCCAUACCAAGGCCUUAGCCCUACAUCCUAUAGCCGUUCUACCCUUCUCACCCUUAACCUGCAGAUAAGCUUCUUACCCACAACCAGUGAAUCCAUCAUUAGUCGUAAUGCUUUGUACUUUGCUCUAUCCUGGGUAUGCUAACAGGGCCAGGUUAUAGGGAUUCCCUCAAGCUUACUAAACUAACCUGCUUAUAAGACUACACAUUCCCAUAUUGCCUCAAUGCAGAUCAGAUGAGAUUCAGUUCAUGGCGAAACUCCAUGUUGUAGAUUUUCUUCAUUGGUACCAAUGCACUUGACUUGUGAUGAUUUCAUGUAAUGCAGCAUCAGGAUUUGAAAUGACACCGGUAGUGGGCUGAGUUCAGCUAUUAUUGACAUUGGUUAAAUAGUGCAGUUGAGUGAAAAAGCUAUUUAUGUUGGGUGGGUAGGGGAUAUUGUAGUAGCUGUGGUGGGAAAUAUCUAAAGUGUUAUAUGAAAUCUUUCUCCCACCUGUUUUGUGGAGUGUCUUGCAUGCACUUUUCUGCCGCUUCAGUACAUCUGGGUUGUGCUCAUGAGGGUGCAACGAUUGACUAGACAUGAUUCCUUCAUCUAAUUGACAGAGGAUGAUCUACACACUAUAUUUCUGAACCUUCCAGAAUGUUGUGCCCUACAGUGUGAUACUGGCUUCUUUUGAAACCAGGACUCCUGGUUUGAAUUUUUUCAUCACAACCUGUGAUGGUCUUCUGUUUUAGCCCAUCUGUCUGGAGUGCUGAUUGUUACAUUCUACAUUAACGUUACCCACAUGUAGAUGUGAAACUUAGUCGAAACAUUAACCAAACACCUUUCAACUCCUGUUAUUGUAUGGAGGAACCAUCCUUUGGUUUGAAUUCACUUUCCUCAUUGCUAUGUAAUGUUACACAUUCUAUGUAGAAAUAAAAUGCAUGUGUGAAGAGCCCUCUGUUAAAGCAUCUCAGAUUCUGAUAGGAGUUUUUGAAACAUUUGGAAGCACAUUGCACAUCCAUGUUACUCGUGGAUUUGAUCAUGGCUUUUGUAAAUCGCGAUUAAAUAAACUGUCUGGAUGUUG